Sclerotinia sclerotiorum 1980 UF-70 is the source of this 216-nucleotide messenger RNA. RefSeq lists its product with no specific name. The coding region runs from base 1 to 216 and encodes 71 amino acids. Lineage: Eukaryota; Fungi; Ascomycota; Leotiomycetes; Helotiales; Sclerotiniaceae. The record is from RefSeq and is a predicted model, not a curated record. The transcript has 2 exons.
AUGAUCAGGAGGCAAAAAGAGCUGGUGGGUGGUUCGGAGUGGCAAUGGAAAAUGCAGUCAGAAGUCACAGCUCCGGAGAAUCCGUUUGUUGAUAUUCCAAUAUUCCGAACUUCGAGAAGAUUAUUGGCCGCUUUCGUCUUUAGAGGUUGUAGCUUUAAUUCAGCCAAAACUACAAGUUAUGCAACUUUAUGGCCCAUUCUGGAUACUGAUACAUAA